GUGAACCUGCUGUGGCCGCGAUGGGACAAGCGCAGAGAAAUGACAGUCUGUUCUGGAAUUGGGACUAAAUUAUACCCAAAGGACAGGGAUCGAGGAGGGAGCCUGGUUGGGUUAUCGGACAUUCCAUGAUUAGAAUUAAAACAGUUUUUUUAUUAGUUGAUCUACAAGAAGAUAGAGAUCCAAACGGAGAGGGGAAAGUUGCCUUUGAAUGUUAAGCGGUGUUCAUUAUAAUAACCGACGAUGAAAUAACUGUACAUUGAAAUGUUACCACUACUGGACCUUGCAAUUGAUCGUAACAAUAAAAGAGAAAGGAACCAACUGGGAAGAUAACGGAAUUACCACUCGAACCACGUGCGCACGCAUAUAGGACAGUCCAAUAAACUGUCUUGGGACAAGUCAAAAAGACGGUCUUGCCUUGCAUUGUCCAAAAGUGUGGUGAACCUCUAUUUUUUUAAUAGAAUAUAUUGGGUUUAUGCUACAACAGGCCGUUUGCAAUGAUACCUACGUCCAAUUGUUUAAUUUUAAGCUAACCGUUUCACUUGCCCUAUUGCCUUUUGCAUACCAUGUCUAAAAUGUUCGUCGACUUCGGGUACGGACAGCAAUAUUUAUUCUUAUCCCUCAUAUAAUCCCUGUGCAUAGAGUUAUUGUAGGAUUGCACGCGGGCUGUGUGUCUGUUGCAGUGAAGACCGUCAGCAACUUAUUCUAGAUGGGUUAUUUAUGUACAUGCACCUCAUGAGAUGUGCACCUCAUUUAGUCAUAAUGUAUUUUUGAUGUGACAUUGUUAUAAUUGUCGUAACACUGGGGUCAGUGAAAGGGGGCUUAUUACUGUGGCAUUAAGUGUUAAUCGUUUAUUGUUACAUAAUUAAGACGUUGCUCAAUGCAAGCCGUUGCUGGCUGCAGCCCUCUUAUCCACACAAAAACACAUUUUUUGGGAAUAUAAACCUUUCACCGGUGACCGAACUGGUGGCUUAUGGAAAACAGAAUGCGUAUCCGAGGGAAAGUUGAUUUUACGCACACUCAGGAGGAUAAUGAAAGUGGAAAUGAAUAGGCUCACAGAUGAGAGGCGCUGAGCUCCGCCAAUAUGACGUCGAAAUGUUACGUUAGCAGUUUUUGUAAAUUAUGCGUCACAAUUAGCUAUUUCGUCUGCUUUAUUAGAUCACAAAGUAGGCCUAAAUGUGAAUCUUUUCUGGUGUACAUCUCCGAUGGUCGCAAGUUGCCAGUGAUCGCGGGCGACCUCAAGCUUCUUGUGGGGGUGAAACAGAUCACACAGCACAGACAUCUGAAUAGGCACUUCUAUUGAUGGAGGAAGCUUCAAGACGCGGAAAAGAAAGUUGCAUCGGCCCUUUUUUGGUGAUGUGAGCGGAUCGCUAACGAAAAGCAGAAAGCAUACUGCUGUGAAUGUAUUCACAACUGUACCAUUAUUGAGUAAAACAAUACAUUUUCCCUCAUAGUGUUGGAAUACAGAACUGGUUGCAAAAUGCAUGGCUUUUAUGAACAUGUCAGAAAAGUGAUAGUCUAGUCAUUCUCAACGGAGAACAGUGGAGUGGCCAUUUGCCAGUGCCACCCUUUUUCGUUUUUUUGUAUUUUUUAACUAUUGAAAAUAUGGAUGCAAUUGUGAAUUAGUUGCUGUUUCCAUGCGUCUUCUCCUCCAGAUCUCAGGACGUUGUUUGUGGAUUGUGUUGCUAUUUAAUGCAAUGGGCUGUAUCCAGAGUAUCAGGUGUAAGCCCAAGUGUUUCCGUGAAAGUAUCAUCGUUCUCGAGGUGAACUCCUCCAUCGACUCCAAUCCAACCAGCAUCGACGAGUCAUCCAACGUGGUUCUGCGCUAUCGAACACCGCACUUCCGAGCCUCUGCUCGAGUAUUAGUGCCGCCGGUGGCCGGUAAAGAGACGUGGACUGUUGGCUGGAUUCAAGCAUGCAACCACAUGGAGUUCUACAACAAAUAUGGAACCAAAGGGAUGUCGAGCUGGGAACUCCCUGACCUGCGGGAUGGCAAGAUCCAGGCCAUCAGCGACUCGGAUGGCGUCAACUAUCCUUGGUAUGGCAACACCACGGAAACGUGCACCAUUGUGGGCCCUACCAAGAAGGACACCAAGUUUACGGUCAGCAUGAACGACAACUUCUACCCCAGCGUUACGUGGGGAGUUCCUGUGAGCGACAGCAACAUGCCGCAGCUCAGCAGCAUCCGCCGCGACCAGAGCUUCACCACCUGGCUGGUGGCCAUCAACCAGACCGAGACCCUGGUGCUGCAGACCAUCCGCUGGAGGAUGCAGCUCCACAUGGAGGUGGACCCGGACAAGCCUUUGGGCCAGAGGGCCACGCUGCGUGAGCCCGUGGCCCAGGAGCAGCCCCACAUCCUGGGCAAGAACGAACCCAUCCCCCCCAACGCCAUGGUCAAGCCCAAUGCCAACGACGCUCAAGUGCUCAUGUGGCGGCCAAAGACCGGGGAAGCCGUCGUGGUCAUCCCGCCCAAAUACUGACUGACCUCUGGAGGUUAAACGCUCUUUCUCUUCUCCCACUCCUCUACCUUCACCUCACUUUUCCUUUCUUCUCUUUUUAUCUAAUUUCCUUUUCCUUUCUUCUCCUUUUAACCUUCCCUCAAGCUCCUUGCCUCUAUUUGCCUCUACGUUUCCUAUCUCUUCUCUCGCUUUUUGUAAGAAUUGAGCGAGAGAGGGAGAGAAAGUGAAACAAGGACAAGAGCAGCUUGGAGAAAGAGGACACCCGUUGCCUAUAAGUGGGAGCUGGAGCGGACUUUAAAACAGGAAUGAACAAACUGCAACCAUUCUACCUUCAAUCUGGGUCGGGUUUCACUGUGCUAGAUGAAGUAAUUGCAAAAAAAUACCCACAGAAACUUUGCGUUUUUUGUUGCAUUUUGGGGAUUGUAAUUUGGGAGGGUUGGGGAGUGUGUGUGGGUUGAAAAAAUAACAUAGUAUUUAUGUUCGUGUUUAUGUACAUGGUACAUGCACAAAGUUGUGUUUUUAUUUAUGGUCUUGGAGAGAGUUCACUUUUUGUGAAUAAGCACUAUUCUGUGCUCUACAUGAGGGAUAGUGAAUACGAACCACAUCGGGGAGACAUGUAGUUUUAGUACUUUUUUAAACAUGCGAGACGUUCAAUCCAUGCUGCCUUAAGUUUACAUCGCUUUUAACUUUUAGCCUUUAAUCAUGUGCAAUGCAAUAUUCCUUCACAUGUCUUGUCUCUUCUUCCAUCCAGAUUGUCGGUGCUGUUGUUUGUGGGUUUAGGAACGGAAUAGUGGCAACAGAGUGCAAAUUAUACAGUGACAUGUUUUUAUGGGCCUAAUAGUAAGCACAUGUCAUUUAACAGUUUAAAUAUAUUACCUUUUAAUGUGCUAUGUACACAACCAGUCACGAUGGUUUCAUCUGAUUGUCAAACAAAUCUCUUCAAAAAGUAGGCUACCUGCACAUGUUCGUCCACACCAAAAUAAUUCCAGCAUCCCAAACAUGUGCACCCAUUUGAUAUAUGGAAAGAGGCAUCUGUUACAAAACACCAAAAAGUGUAAUGACAUUCAGCAAUUGUAAUUUUUGUAGAAAUAUUUACCACUGUAGCAGGACAAAUAGCAUUUGAAACAAAUAGGAGAAUGGUUAAAUUAGCAUUAUUUAUGGGGUUACAGGGAACCAAAUUUGGUCCUAAUACUGCUAGAACUCUUUACUCCCACAGAACAUACAGACAAAUCAUUCAAACAAACCCUUUCACAAUGCCAGUUUGCUCAUCUCAUCAAUGCAAACGCACAUGUUAUGUUUGGCAGUGUAAAAGGUUUUCUGACAACAUUCAAACCCAUUGAGAGUGACAUUCAGCUGACAUUCAGAUAGACAGCAAGGGUUGUCAACAAACUCCCUUUACAGAGAGAAUACUGUCUUUCAUCAUGUUAUCUUUUAUUUGAUUUAUCACCACUCCCUCCAUCUCAGGGCCCCUGCCACUGUAAAGUGUUUGUCACACACACCUCCCUCGCCCCAUCCAUCCAUCCCUCUGCCUUUCUUCUCUCUUCUCUACAGCUGUCAGAAGAGAGGGGCAUGCUAGCACCUAAUCAAUAUUGGUAUUAAUAAGCAAUCACGGCAAGCAGUAGCCAGGGGAAAUGACUGUGUUUCAAAUCCCGGGGCAAUAAGACAGCAAUCCUCCAUGCAAUGCUAUUGGAGAUAAAUAAUCUUGGCUUUACGGUCCCUGUGUGUGGGGUGGCUCUGCAGAGGUUAACUGGAUGUAGCCCACUGCCCUCCCUCUCUAUUCUCUCUCCUUGUCCCCCCCCCGCUCCCCUCACCCUCUCUCUCUCCACUUCUGAUGUUCGUCCCCAUUCACCGUCUCCACUUUUUCCUCUCUCUGCUCCCCUCGAUCCAUCUCUCUAUUUCCUCCAUCCCUCCUCUCUUCACCCUGCCCUCUGUCUUCCUUGUGUGGAGGAAGGGCAGGCAGUAGUAGAAAAGCGAGGCUCAGCCUGGCAUAUAGAUGACCCACUUGAGGGGUAGCCACUGACAGUUGUAGCCCGCUGUAGAAAUGUGGUGUUUUUUCCCUCCUCUCGCAGGGAUAACGCACAGAGCCCCGGCUAGCUAAAUACCUCCAUAAACGGGACAAUGUCUAGUCAUUCAUUUAUCUGUGGGAAGGGCGGCUUUACCCCGGGCUGAAAUCUCUCUCAUGGAGGAGGCAGGGGGGGGGGGGGGUGUGGUAGAGGGACGACUGUGGGGCAGAAUUUGGCAUCAGGCUUUUUUAUCUCCUUAUAACAUCAUCAACGACAACAACGAGCUAAAAAAAAAGGAACAGGGACCGAUGUUUGUGUUUUGUAACACUGGGGUCAAGCUGUCAUUUUGAAGUGGUUGAGAAAACAGCAUCUCCACUUUUGUCACUGAUGGUAUUGUUUUAGUAUAGAUGUUAUGCCAUUUUGGUUUGAUAUUUUUUGGAGGCAACGCUUUCUUGGUAGAGUAAUAUUACCAUCAAAUGCCACCAACAACUGGCCAAAAAUGUGUUGAGUCAUAAUUGUUUCCUUUGUUAUUUUAGCCUACCUCGUGGUUUGGUUUAUUUAAAAUUACUCAAAUCUGUUGACGUCUCAACCAAAUAUCAACCUUAAUUUGACAUCUUUGCCUGAUGAGAAAAGACAGAGCAGCCAAGUGUGUAGCAGCUGAACAUAAUUAAAAAAGAGACAGGGUUAGGAAACCAGAUAGACUGAUAGCCUCGCCAAAUGAGAUCUUCAGUAUGAUAGCUAUGAUACAGUACGUAUACUGCAGCUCUCCCUUGUUAUAAUUACAUUUUGGACCCGCAUAAUAGCCUAAUCAGAUGGCCCUCGUUGCCCCGUGUCAGCUAUGUGAGAUAGCCGCUGCUCUGGACUCAAUCAUCUGGGCUGAAGGAGGAGGGAGGAGGGGACUGGUGGGGGGGGGGAAGUGCUGCCAUUAUUAUAUCUGCUGUGAAAUACUGAGCCCCCUUCAGAUGCACUGUGUUGGGCUGUGCCAAGGGUGGCUGGAGUGAUAUAUGAUGGGCUCUUAGGGCUAGAGGGCAAAGGUCAGUGUUAGAAGGGGUGGGGCACACACACAGUUGUCAUAAGACAGCAGGGACAGAGGCCCCCGGGGACGGUCUCUCCUUGCAUCCUAUCGGAUCGUCACAACAUCACACUGGGACCGAGUGUGAACAGCACUUAUUGGCAGAGCACGUGGCCCCCAGCAAAACACACAUACGAGAGGGAGGUCCCAGAGGAGACGAUUGCCUCAAUGUGUCUCUGAUUCUGACCGUGUUUUUGCUACUGAUGAGGCCAUCUCAUAAUGUACAAGUGCUUCCUGGAAACACGCCUCUAACUGAGUUCUGUUUUUAAAAAUUGACAUUUACGUAAACGUUCUUAUGAGAUUACGAUGCCAUCAUUGAACGAGUGGAAUUCAUGGACUUCAUUUUUCUCCUUCUGGGGUUGUGCCACUGGGUAGAGCCUUCCUUUCCUAAACCCACAACUCCUAGUUGAGGGCUACCACCUUUUCUAUGGAUAUUUAUGUAAAAGAGUCCUGUAAACAGUCCAGCAACUCUUCAUAGACCAGCAGAAAAGAUUUCGCUUUAGUUCAACCAAUAACAGGCCCAAGCUCACUCUCAGGAUCACCCACCAUUGUUUCCUAUCCUUUGCUAUUGGCUUACCCCAUGUAAACAAGAGUUGAUUGGAUAUUCCAUUUGUCUGUCCAUCUUACCAUUCGCUCCCUUCACCUCUGACUAGGUUUUCAGACGAGUAGCCCUAUGGCUAACUGUAGCAGAUUAUACACAAUAGGCUAUGUAUUUCUAAUUUCUUUGGGUUUGUUGGUUUGUCUUCUGAAAAAUGCUCUAAUAUAUUUCACAGCACUGAAACAAAAAUACAGUAUUUUCUUGUUUUGCUUUGUCAUUGACACUGAUACUCAAUACUUGAAAAUGGAACAGUACUGACAAAUAUUUAAAACUGUGAAAAUGCACAAUGAUAAAAAAAAUACUGAAAAUUAAAAGAGUGGUAUUUUUCAUGAAUAAAAAAAAUGUGCAAAUGUUA
Messenger RNA from Salvelinus fontinalis (brook trout), 6484 nucleotides. Its product is annotated as protein FAM78A-like. The record is from RefSeq and is a predicted model, not a curated record. The transcript has 2 exons. The coding region runs from base 1635 to 2477 and encodes 280 amino acids. NCBI's taxonomy places the organism in Eukaryota, Metazoa, Chordata, Actinopteri, Salmoniformes, Salmonidae.